CGAUACAUAAUAAUUCGUUUAUGUCCUAUUCCAUAGGCCUAUACAAAAUUAAUAUUUAAGUGCAAUUUGUAGCUGAAAACUAUUCAGUAAUGAAAAUCUUUUAUUGUAUUUCUUUGAUCCUUUUUACAAGCGCAAUCGCCGCUGGCCGGGAUGAGUUUCACACUAAAGGAUUCUAUCCGAAACCAAGUAACAAAUUUGGCAGAGAUUACAAAGAAAUAAUUAUACAUGGGCAAAAGGCUGACAUUAGAGACUACCCUUAUCAAGUGAUAUUGUAUUAUAACAAUUACGCUAACUGCGGAGGGUCAAUUAUUGCAGAACAAUUCAUUCUGACUGCUGCUCGUUGCCUUCAUAAUAAGAAAGCAAACAAAUAUAAGGUCAAAGCUGGAGUAUCGAAUAUAGACGAAGAUGGACAAGAACGAAGAGUCGUUAAAGUUUUUAUACACAAAAGGUUUCAUUCUGAUCAACCUGACUUUGACAUUGGAAUUGUAAAGGUUGAUGAACCGUUUGAAUUCUCAAAUGCAGUGAGAAUAAUAAAUUUGCCUAAUGAUGAUCAAAGCGGUAAAGUGGGCGAUAUUGUAAUAAUAACAGGAUUCGGUCUUACUAAUGUUCUCGAAGCACCUGAAGACGAAACUGGUGACCUUUACUUCAUCGAUGUUCCAAUAGCAUCCCCGAAAGAAUGUUCUAAACACAUUAAAUCAAGCAAAAUGAAUUGUAUAGUUUCAAAUACGCCUCCAAGAGAAGAUGUUUGCUUCGGAGAUACAGGUGGGCCCGUGAUGAAAGAUGACUACCUCGUAGGUAUAGUUGCCUUUAGAUUUGGAUGUGAUAGAGGUGAGCCCGAGUAUUUUACCAAUGUGAUGUAUUUUCUUCAAUGGAUUCGCAAUAUUAUUUCGGAUAAUUGAUAAAUAUAUUUUACUUUGUUCCUGUAUUUACUUUCUAAACUGUAUUACACAAUAAAGUGUACCUAUUGCCUUA
Molecule: messenger RNA, 972 nt
Organism: Agrilus planipennis (emerald ash borer)
Lineage: Eukaryota; Metazoa; Arthropoda; Insecta; Coleoptera; Buprestidae
Product: trypsin-1-like
Exons: 6
Coding region: 90-899 (269 amino acids)
Biological process (GO): proteolysis
Molecular function (GO): serine-type endopeptidase activity
Source: RefSeq, a predicted model, not a curated record